AUGUCUUCCAAGCGAUGCUGCUGUAUCAUUCCACUACGAGGAGGUGUAGCGCUCCUCAGCAUUAUCAUUGUGGCCGUCUCAGUCUUGUUAGUCGUCCUUACCUUCACACAUACGAACCCAAUGGUCAUGCACCUGUCUGUCAUUAACGCAGCAUUACCGUGGGUCGCAGUUAUCUUCUAUAUUGCAACUGGUGUUAUCGGACUGUAUGGCAUCUUGGCAGCUGCAGUGGGCAAAUUAGCCUUGAUGCGAUUAUACAAACUUCUCUUCUGGGCUGUGCUUGUAUUUUUACUGACGAUCUGGACUGCCGUAUCAUUUAUUCUUGCUCUGGUCAACCGAGGCAAGAGCCAGGAUGCUUGUGAUUCAGCGAACCCGGAUCAAGCGGAAGGCUCGGGAGGUGAUCAAACCGUGAGCGUGGGCGACUACUCGACCACGUUCUUGGGCAUGGAGCUGGGCAGCACCUACGGCUUGGCAAACUGUGCACAAGCUGUACAAGCGGGUGUCAUUGGACUGGCUAUUUUACUCUUUGUUGGUCAGAUCUCCAUGUUUUACUUUGCAACAGUGGUGGCAGGAUAUACCAAAAAGUUACGAGAACGCAACUACGGUCACCGCUUGCGAGACGAUGAAUGGAACGACAACUUGGAUGAUUUAGGCGCAGCCUAUCGUUCAGACGCUCAAAAUGCUCAACGAUACCGCAUGAAUCAAAUGAACCGCGAUAGUGGAGGCAACAAGUUUACAAAGGGUUUGAAAAAGUUCAAGUUGGGCAAAUAA
Molecule: messenger RNA, 768 nt
Organism: Zychaea mexicana
Lineage: Eukaryota; Fungi; Mucoromycota; Mucoromycetes; Mucorales; Lichtheimiaceae
Exons: 6
Coding region: 1-768 (255 amino acids)
Source: RefSeq, a predicted model, not a curated record